UCUAAUGCAGCUCUCUCCAAGGUGCUGAAAUGCAGACCGCCGGUUCGGAGGUGGCUACUCCGGGCUUCGCAGCCGAGAAGUUACAUCGCAGUUUCUAGCGCAAUGGCACGUGAAGAUCUUCACUUCUGAUGCCGAGGGCUUUCGCAUUCCUUUCAGGAUGUACGGCAGGGCUUGACGGAAUGGGCCGUUUUCUGGUGUGCUUAAGGUCAACUGUGCUGCUGUUGUUCAGCUAUUUUAACAUCUGCCUUAUCACAGCAGACAUAAUAGCAGCCCCUGUCAAUGUCACGGUGCGACAUCUGCAAGCCAACUCGGCAGUGGUAUCGUGGGAAGUUCCUAAUGGCGAUGCAGUUAUUGGCUAUGCUAUAUCACAACAGAGGAAGGAUGUGCGAAUGCUACGCCUGAUUCAGGAAGUGAAUACCACAAUGCGAUCCUGCGUACUGUGGGACCUGGAGGAGGACACCGAGUACACUGUCCAUGUUCAGUCCAUCAGCCUGACAGGCGUUAGCCCGGCCAGCGAACCCAUCUCCUUCAGGACCCCAAAGGAGGCUGAAAAAUUGGCCUUGAAAGAUGAAGUGACAACGAAGAUGCUACAGAGACGGUAUACACAAUUACGGACAGGCGAGAUGAUCAUCAUUGUGGUGGUUCUGGUCAUGUGGGCAGGUGUCAUAGCUUUGUUUUGUAGGCAGUAUGAUAUUAUCAAAGACAACGAACCUAACAAUAAUAAGGACAAAGCCAAGAGCUCUUCAGAAUACAGCACUCCAGAGCACCCGACGGGAGGUCUGCUACGUAGCAAGUUUCCGAAGAACAAGCCUUCUGUAAAUAUCAUUGAAGCCUGACUGCUCUGCGGCCAAGACGAUGGUCCAUUAACCCAUUAACUUACCCUUGGGAGGAAGCAGCCAGC
This is a messenger RNA of Hypanus sabinus (Atlantic stingray), 901 nucleotides long. It is a transcript of the gene fndc5a, whose product is annotated as fibronectin type III domain containing 5a. Bases 129 to 836 code for a protein of 235 amino acids. The record is from RefSeq and is a predicted model, not a curated record. Gene Ontology annotation, molecular function: protein binding. Lineage: Eukaryota; Metazoa; Chordata; Chondrichthyes; Myliobatiformes; Dasyatidae. The transcript is spliced from 6 exons.